AUGUGGGGAUUAAAGAAAGGUCACGAAGACGACGGCGAGUCCACGCCACGAGAAGACGCAGCUUCGAUGGAUGCCCCGCGAAGCACAAGGAGUGUGCGUUCGGCACAGAGAAAUAAUCAUGAUUCUCGAGAGCCUACUGAAAGGACGAGACUGCUUGACGAUGGACGUCGGCCUCCUAACGCGGAUGGCUACUUGGAUCCUGACGACCCAGCGGUCUCGCCGUACAACCUCUGGUCCGUCCGGUUCCUCCGCUACUUUACGAUACUGUUCUUCAUGAUCUCGUGCCUUUGGUGGACACUCCUCCUCAUUUCUAUCUUCAUCAGUCCGCCUGGGAUGCAUUCACGCGGCAGCGGAUUCUUCGAUUUCGCGUUUACUUGCCUUACCAUUGGAAACCUCUUAGUCGCCAUCAUCUUCUUCGCCGCGCCUGCUAAAGCUCUGCGCGUCACUACAGCUAUUAUUGCCGCCUUCCUUGUCAUCGACAUGAUCUUGAUUCUGGCAGUCCCCAGGAUACGGCUUGAAGAAGGCUGGGUAGGUAUUGCAUCCGUCGUCUGGGCAGUGUUCAUCGCGAUAUGGUGCAUCAUCACAGAUAGGGUCGUUGCAUGGGGCAAGAAGGAGGAAGAAGAACGUCUCACCGGACGCCCGGAGACCCGUCGCACGCUGAAGGAAUGGCUUGCCGUCCUGGUAGCCACCAUCCUCACCAUCGCUUUCAUCGUCGUCGCCAUCCUCAUGACCGGCACGCUGAGCAUCCGCGCGCGAGACUCCACGCUGAAAAUGCAGGGAGACCGCAUCCUCGUCGACGGAGACAAGUACGCCGUCCACCUAGCUUGCAUCGGCAACGUGACCUACACCGACGACAAGCGCGACCCCACCAUCCUCCUCGAAGCCGGCGAGGAGCCUUCCGAAUACGACUUCGAGCACUGGGCCUACAACGCCGUGCAAAAUGGCACCAUCAACCGCUACUGCUACUGGGACCGCCCCGGCUACGCCUGGUCCGACAACGCGCCCUCUCCCCACAGCGCAGGCAUGUCCGCCGACGCACUAUCAGAAGCCCUCGCCAAAGCCGGCGAAGAAGGCCCCUGGGUCCUCGUGUCUGCCGGCACCGGCAGCAUCGUCUCCCGCAUCUUCAGCUCCCGCCAUCUGAAGCAGGUAACUGGCCUCAUGCUCAUCGACCCCAUGCACGAGGACCUCCUACACCGCAUCGGCAACCCCGGCCGCGGCUUCGUCCUCUGGGGCUGGGGCAUUAUCUCCCCGCUCGGCAUAACCCGUCUCGCGGGCGCCAUUUUCAAAGGUCGCACGAGGCAGGACCGUGUGUACGGGCGCAACGCAUACCAAGGUGGAAAGUUCAUCAAGGCGGAACUACAAGAGAAUCUCGUUGCGGACUCGCUCAGUAAGAAUGAGGUUUCGUCCGCGAGGAACAUCCAGUCUGCGGACACGCCGUUGGUGGUGGUCAGCAGUGCGAUCAAGUGCCGCAGCGAUGGCGAGUGGGAGAGGAAGCAGAGGGAUUCGACCAAGUUGACGGAGAAUCUCGUCGGCUGGGAUGUGGUUAACAAGGCGCCGCAUCAGGUGUGGAGGACGUUUGAGGGGAGGCAAGUUAUGGAGAAGAGGUUAAAGGAGUUGGUUAAGGCCUCGAGGAAGGUCAAUGGGACGACGAUCGAGGAGUGA
Molecule: messenger RNA, 1662 nt
Organism: Didymosphaeria variabile
Lineage: Eukaryota; Fungi; Ascomycota; Dothideomycetes; Pleosporales; Didymosphaeriaceae
Exons: 2
Coding region: 1-1662 (553 amino acids)
Source: RefSeq, a predicted model, not a curated record